Molecule: messenger RNA, 1397 nt
Organism: Suillus subaureus
Lineage: Eukaryota; Fungi; Basidiomycota; Agaricomycetes; Boletales; Suillaceae
Exons: 4
Coding region: 40-1110 (356 amino acids)
Source: RefSeq, a predicted model, not a curated record
GUCAGUCUCUGCAACUUACUUGCCUGCAAGCACCUUAUCAUGGUGACUAUAGCAUCUCCCCAGUCAAACGAAGCAGAGCAAAAGAAACGAAAACAAACUUUGGAGCGGGCAAAAGCAAGUCACCUCUCGAAACAGUUACAGAUGCGCCUGCAGUAUGCAAAGCUCAAGGUUGAGCACGGAUGGCAACGCCAAAACUUGAACGAGGUUGAGAACCUGUAUUUCCAUCAUUCGCAGGUACGCGGGCUGCGUCCUGUCGUACCUGCAAAAACUGUUCCUCUGCUGUCUACGAAUCCACUUCCUCCCACCGCACCCGUUCCAGAACCUCCCGAACCCGUAGCGGUCGAUGAGGUAUCACAGCAGGUCAUCAAUAGCCAAGCACCUCCCAUAGAUACUUCCCGAGGGCACACGUCUCCGCAUAAUUCCCCUGUUAAAUUAACAUCGACUCACGUGCAAAGCUCGUUCACCGACACCACCUCAAAAUCUUCAUUACACACACUACAGACCCUCCCCGAGAAGGCGCCUUCUCAGGAACCGUCUCAACCUGCUCCCGCCCCUGUUCACCUCAGUACACAAUCAGCCACUGUUCUCCAGGAACUUCCAAACUCAGAGACAGUAGCCCCUCCGUACAACUCCCUCGAUUUUAGCGACCCAGCAGCUAUGGCUCCGUCACACAGCCAAAUACCAACACAGAUUCAAACGCACACACAAUCCCAGCCAUAUAACCCCUACAUGCCCCUCAAUCGACAGUCCUCCCAGCCUCAACCCAACCCCUUCAUGCCCCAACCCCUUCCUCAGUAUUCCUUCACCCAAUCCUACCACGCAACCUCGCUCCAAAAUCAGUCCAACCCACAAACAUCUCAUUCGCAGCCUAGUGCUAACUUGCAAUCCUCGUUUGGGAAUGGGAAUGGGAGCGGCCCGUUGACAUAUGACAGCUUCUGGUCUACACAUGCCAGCGCAGGAUCACUUUACCGCACUCACGGAGGUUUCACAGCGAGCGCCACACCAACUGGCCACGUCGCGAUGAUCACCCCUGGCGGGCAUGCGGCUGUGAUGACGGCUGAGGGGGUGUAUGUCGGUACUGCGGGGUACACGGGCCGCGUCAGCGGGUAGAGAUCACAAUGCUUGCUUGCUAUGUUGCUUAUUCUUUGGCGUUGCUGGGUUGUGCACGUUUCUAAGAACUACUCUGGAUUGCUUCAUGAUGUUACGAUAUAUUCAUACUUACCUCUCCAUUCUGCUCCUAAUGACCUUUGCAUGCUGGUGGUUGAUAUUACUGCAGAGCCCUGGGCUGCUAUGGCGUGUGGCUGCUGACAGGGACAGCAAAAAUGGUUUGAAUCUGGUAUACGGAUGAAUGACUAUAGUACUCUACUUCUACUAACUAGCACAUUAAAAGCAGCACA